Messenger RNA from Penicillium paradoxum, 1530 nucleotides. Its product is annotated as Zn(II)2Cys6 transcription factor. Gene Ontology annotation, cellular component: nucleus. Gene Ontology annotation, molecular function: DNA-binding transcription factor activity, RNA polymerase II-specific; zinc ion binding; transcription cis-regulatory region binding. The transcript has 3 exons. Bases 1 to 1530 code for a protein of 509 amino acids. Gene Ontology annotation, biological process: positive regulation of transcription by RNA polymerase II. Lineage: Eukaryota; Fungi; Ascomycota; Eurotiomycetes; Eurotiales; Aspergillaceae. The record is from RefSeq and is a predicted model, not a curated record.
AUGGAGACGUGCGAUCCAUGCUGGACAUGUCGCAACCGACGUAUUCAAUGCGACCAGUCUGGGGUGCCUUGCAACAAGUGCGAGAAGGCCGGGAUCGAAUGCUUCGACAAACGUCCGCUGCGGUGGGUCAAGGGCGUGGCAAUUCGCGGAAAGAUGCAAGGCCGUUCGUAUGAGGCUAGAUCAGAUGGCGCUUCUCUGAAUGGUUCUGGUAUUGUUCAACCCACCCGAUCAAAAUCGAAGAAACCAUCUCGCGCUCUGAUCCAAUCUUCUGCUGGCGGAAGUCUGCCGGUCACUUUACAAGACCCGUCCAUGUCAAAUCUGGAUCAAGUUUCAAAAUAUUAUUUAGACUAUUAUAAUGACCGCAUAUGCAAAUUGUUUAUUGUAUACGACAGCGACAGAAACCCGUUUCGGAGUCUGAUCUCCUUGGGAUUAGAAGAUCCGGUCUUACAGAAAGCGAUGCUUGCUCUUGCGGCGCGACAUCAUGUCAAUACAGGCCAUUCGUUUCAUCAAAUUCAAGCGCCGAUAUCUCCGGAUCUUCUCAAUGCCAAUCGCGAUGCGCUACUCUUCAAGCACCAGGCCAUGGAAGCCCUCUCCCAGGCUCUCGGAGAUAGGAGAAUAGACAAAAGCGAUACAACCGUCGCUAGUAUUUUUCUUCUUAUCUUCCUAGAUCUUCUGGAAUCGGGGAGCGACGGUUGGAAUUUCCAUCUCGAGGGGGCGAAGAGUUUGAUUACAUCCCAUCAAUCACUGUUGAAGUCACAGACUGGAAUGAAUAGCAGGCCUGGUCAGACAGUACAGGAGCUACGGGGUUUCAUUUCGAGUCAGAUACAUUUGAUUGAAACAUUGGGAUCGACCUUCUUACAACCGAAACUACUAUCGAAAUUCGUAUUCGCCGACCAGGCAGAACCUCAGGCCCCAGAAGCAAUUGAGAAAUCAUUCCUUGGAUGUCCGGAGUUCCUGUUGACAGCAAUACAAUUCUUUUCCAAUGAAAGAGAUGCCAUUACAGAGCAGCCUCACGAUGAUGCUGCUGUUCAAACGCACGUGCAAGACACCACCUCCAUGCUGGAACUCAUUCAAAAUUUUGAUUCUUUUGCGUGGGCUUCGACUCUUGAACACUCAAGACGGGCUUCCACUGCCGAAAUUAACAAUGUCUGUAUUUUAUCUCAGGUGUUCAAAACCGGGGCUUUGAUAUAUGGCAGACGCGUUCUUGAUGCGCUCACGCAAACUAUCACAGAGCAGGACGAUUUGGUCUCUGAGCUCCUAGGUCUGAUUGAUAUUUUGACGGACGAAGAACCGCUUUUCAAAUGUGUUCUGUGGGCUAUCUUCGUUGCAGGUUUGGAGUGUCGAUCUCAGGCCCAGAAGGACUUUUUGGUCGGGUCCUUGGAGAGAUUCUGGACUGCUACAAGCUGUUUGAAUGUAAUCAACGCCGCGAAGAUCCUGAAAGAUUAUUGGGCCCAGGAAGAGGGCCUGGGGAUAUCGUCGCGGUGGAUAUUUGAUAUUGGCCGUCUGGGUCGUGACUGUCUUCUAAUAUAA